CGGUCAAAGUGCGACUUUGCCGCCGCCCUUCGCAGUGUGCAGCGGCCCAAAGAAUGCUGUCAGAAAGAAACUCAAAGGAUCGGGUGCGAGUACCCAUCUGAAAUCCAAUCGUUUCAUCUAUUCGCCUCUAUUGCACUGCCGGGAAGGUCGGAGGAGCAGUUGCCUUUGCCGCCGCAUCGAUCCCAGUCCUGCAACGUACUGGAUGGAGAGAAAGCGAGGAAGAGAUCGGAAUACCGAGCAUCUCCUCUACCUUUGGAUUCUCUUUCCCUUCGAUCGACUGUCAUCGGCCAAAUCCCCAUCCAAUCUGAAUCGAAGCUUCCUGCCACUUCAAAUGAGGCCAAAGCCAAAUCCUUCAGGGCGAAUUUGACGAGGACAUUGAGCUGGGUGUAUGCAAUCUUCAUCCUCAUGGUCGGGGUCAUCAUCUACAUGGCCGACCUUUUCCUCCCGGACGUCCGCAUGGCAGAGGUCUUCAACAUCUACCUUUCCGUUUUUGGGCUGGUGUUCCUCAUCUUCCUCCAUGCUGACAUCAGGAUCUACCAGAAGAAGAUGGAGAAGUUCCACCAACAGCGGAAGAGGGAUAGGGAAAGGGACAGGGAGAGGUUCCAAAGAAUGUCCCCAACCGGAGCCGGAAUAUUCUUCGCCUGGACGGGAUUAAGCCGUCCCUACGUCCCCAUGGACGGAGAGAGGAAUUUGGGUGUAGGGCAAGGCAACCAGCCUCAGGUUGUGACCCAGCGUGGUCAUCGUAAAGUCAUAGUUGAUGGCUACAUCUACCUUCUCGACAAGAAACUUGGGCAGAAGACCUACUGGCGAUGCGAAGACAGAACCUGCACCUCCAGAUUGCACAGCAUAGGUCACGUCAUUGUGAGGCCGCCAUCCGAGCGCUAUUCCCAUGCACCAUCAUCAAGUCGCGUCACUAAGGCUGUGAUGAGGUCUGAUGUUCGCCGGUUAGCCCUUGCUUCUGAGAGUUCAACCCGCAAAAGCGUGAAGCACCAUCAUCGCCUCCCCUGCUCUCCCCUCCAAUGCUGCACUGUCGCAGAUAGCUCGUUGCAAGCGACGGCGACAACUAGCAUCUGGCGUCGGAUGCAAGAACCUGGACUCCAAACUCGCUACGCUGACGACGUGGAGUUGCUUUAUGGUGCAAAUGCUUGCCUGCGCUGGCAUUUGUCUCUGAAGGAGAUAUUAUUCCAGCCGUACCGCUCCUGGCCUCCCCAGAACCACAAUUCCGUGGAGGGCUGGCACAAUCCCAUCAGCGGCUCGGUGAACAAAGCCCAUUUUUCGGUGCGAGCCCUUGGCUCUGAAGCUUCAACGAGAAGCUUAUCGGAGCGCCUUGGGGCUGGGCAUCAGCUUCCAAUGCCCCAGAAGAAAUAUCGCCGGUUGAACGGCAGAGUGAAAAUGGUCGUUUCUGGGUACAAGGGUUCCGAAUUUCCCAAGUAUUUGACGAGGGAACUGUUGCCAGACAGUUUGACUGUAGACAGCCUGACUCCGACGGAAGAUAUGUUCACUUAUUCCAUGGACAUGUCUCAAUACUACAAUCCUGAAAUAAAUUCAGACAUGGAAAAGGAAGAGAAAACGCCUUCAGAUCCGGGCUAUUGGUUCCUCACUGGUCGUCAUUCAGGAAGUAUCUAUCUCAAAAUUGGCACAGCUGGGUUUUGCCUUGGUCACAUGAUCCACGAGGGGCUCCUUCUGGGUCGACAUAUCGGCUUUCUUGCCAGUAACGAUGAAACAGUUUACAAGCUAUGUGCAAGCACAGCUGGCCUCUUGCUUUUCAUCAUACACCCCAUCUUUGUCUUCUACCAGCUUUUCAUUGUCUUCAAAUAUUCCAAUGUGGUGAUUGAGAAAUUCAAAGGGGUGGCUCGCUUCGGGCUCAUGCAUUGCAUUUCAACAAGCCUGUGCUUUUGGUUCUGGAGCAUCAUAAGAGAGACUGUAGAUCACCUCCAAAACGCCAUUGUCGCCCAGCCAGACCUGCUCAGGCCACUCCAAGUUCCCCAUAACCAGGGGUCAAGUUCCCUCAUAUCAGCACCUUUGGCAUAUGCACUCCCUCUGAUGGGACUCAAAGCAGGAAAAGCUGGUUACCAAGAUGACCUAGUCUUGGAGAUACUGACAGAAACGCUCAAUCAUACUGCAAUGUGCAUAAAAGAAAAUGAGCUUUCAGGUUUGAUUGGAAAAGCAGCUCCUUAUUUACAUCCUUUCUCCAUUGAAUUCAACAUCCUUGUUGCUAUGAUGACAGUGACUGUGAUCCUGGCAUACCGUCAGAUUGUGAAACUGGACCUGAUAACAAAUCCCACAGCUAUGCUGGAUACUCUGCUCCUUUUCAUAGCUAUCCCAUCAUUCUUCCUCUAUGGUAUCUUUAGCACUGUUCCAGCAGUACAAUUAGAUGAUUCCCUCAGCCGGAUGUCCAUUGUCCUCAGUGCCAUGCAGGUAUUGCAAGUGAUAAUCCAGACGCCCAUGAUAAUUGAGGGCCUUCAUCGGUGCACCAAUAACAAGGACUUGAAGGAGAAGAAGCCAGGUCGAGAACUCAUCACAUUCCUCAUUAUAGCAAAUCUCUGCACAUGGAUUAUUGAAACAUUUGAAAUCAAGUCUAGUGAGGCUCAUGCUGACCGCAUUGGUUUCUAUGGAAAAGGAUUAUGGACUCUCUUGUCCCACAUGACCCUCCCCCUGUGCCUCUUCUACAGAUGCAAGGAGACUGACAGAGAGUGCUUUGGCUAUUACUUCAACGGCAAGAUGUACAAACAAGAGAAAGUGAAAGCAGGCCAUUUGCUGGACAAAAUGGUUGGCUUUGGAAAGCCCAAGAGCAAGUCCAGACAAGAGAGGUUCUAUUCUGAUGGUGACCAAGGUACAAAUGAUGAGAUGAACCAAAUUUUGUCAGAAUUGGAUAUGCUGACAGAGCAGGAUCUCAAUGAAAAGUUUGAGAAGAUGCUGAGAGGGACACAAAAUCGACUGGCUACACGCUUUGAGAACCCUGAAGAUUACAUUAAUCAGCUGAAUCUUGUACAUGAGAUGAGUGCAAACAAAGUUUUGGGUUGUGUCUCAUCUCUUCGAGUUGACCUAACCAAUCAACCCCUACACUGGGUCAAGCAGUUUGGAAUUCAUGGAUUGAAAGCACUUCUAGGUGUCUUGGCCCACUGUUACUCCAAGAAGAUGGAACCUGUUUGGGAGAAAGUGCAAUAUGAAGUGGUGAGAUGCAUAAAGUCAACCAUGAACAAUCGGAUUGGGUUGAAGCAGAUGUAUGACACCAAGGAUGCAUUUGCCAUCCUGGCAAGUUCCAUUGAUCCAACUCACCCACAAGUCAUGCUAGAAGCUGUGAAGCUGAUUGCUGCAGUCUGCAUUGCUAACAAAGAAGGAUUUGAACAUGCUUUGCGUGCCAUCACUAUCAGCUCUGAACAUGAGAGUCGAGACCAGAGAUUCCUUCCCAUAGUAAAGGGACUCUUGGUCAAGGACAAUCCUCAGCUUAAUACGGCCUGCCUUCAGUUGAUCAAUGCUCUGGUGACAGAACCUGAAGACUUAGACUUCAGACUUCACCUGAGGAAUGAGUUCAUGCGUAUUGGACUUGGUGAUAUCCUUGAGGUAAAGUUUUUGUUCUCUCUGCAGUCAUCAGUGAAUUUGAAGGUUGGAAUGUUAGAUCGAGACCUGAUGAUGCAAAUUGAAGUGUUUGACAGUAAUAGAAUGGAAGAUUAUGAAGACUUUAUAUCCCGCUUUGAAAAUAUCAGGGUUGAACUAGAAGAUAGCAAGGACUGCUUUGAAUUGGUCAGACAAAUGAUUGCUGACACUCCUGCUGAGUCCUCAUUCCUUUCUAUUCUCCAGCACCUUGCCUACAUACGGGAUGACUUUGUUGCAAGGACAGCAUAUUUCCGCCUUCUGGAGGAAGUGGUAUCCCAGAUUGUCCUUCACAGAACUGGCUGUGAUCCUAAUUUUGAGAAAUUUCGAGUGGAUCAUGACCAGCUGAGGGAAGAUCUCAAAGCUGCGGAGGCCCAUGUCCAAAUGGAACUGUCAAGUACACAAGAGCUGCAGAAGAAACUGGAUGAGGCAUUGGGUGCUAAGCAAGAAAGUGAUGCUCAGGUAGAGCAGUUGAAGCAGAAACUUCAGAUGUAUGAGGCUGGAGGAGUACCUUCCCCCUCUGCUGGUAAGCUCCCACAGGUGAACAUCCCUAUGCCACCCAUGAUGCCUGGAACAGGUCCAACUCCACCCCCACCUCCACCUGGAUCUGGCCCACCCCCUCCACCUCCACCUCCUGGUUAUGUUGGUCCUCCCCCUCCACCACCACCUCCUCCACCUGGAGGAGGACCACCUCCCCCUCCAUUUCCAGGCCUGGGCCCUGGUCCACCCCCACCCCCUCCACCAGGUGGAAUUCCUGGAAUUGGUCCCCCUCGUCCGCUCAUUCAGAGUCCACAAAAAAGGGAUGAACUCCCAUAUGGGAUGAAGCCAAAGAAGAAAUGGGACCUUACUUUCCCCAUGAAAAGAGCCAACUGGAAGAAGAUCAAUCCUGAAAAAUUAUCAGAGAAGGCAUUCUGGGUGAAGAUUGAGGAGGACAAAUUGGCAUCAAGAGACAUCUUGAAUGGUUUGGAGUCCAAGUUCUCCACAAAGCCACCUCUAAAAACAUCAGAUGACAUCAGUGAUAAGAGACCAGGAACCAAGAAAGUGAAAGAGUUGGUGGUGUUGGACUCGAAAGCAGCGCAAAACUUGAGUAUCCUACUUGGAGGUUCUUUUAAGCAUGUGACAUAUGAGGAAGUGACGCUAGCCAUUCUUCGUUGUGACACAUCAGUUCUCAAUGAAACACUCCUGCAACAACUCAUCCAAUAUAUUCCCGCUCCUGAUCAACUAAAGAAACUGGAAGAAUUCAAAAACCGCUAUGAUGAACUAUGUGAAGCUGAGCAGUUUGCAUUGACUGUUGGCAGUAUCAAGAGAUUGGUACCUAGGCUGAAGUCACUAUGUUUUAAGGAACGUUUUGAAGAGAUGAUGGCUGAUGUAAAACCGAGCAUUGUUGCAGCCACAGCAGCAUGUGAAGAGGUAAAACUGAGCAAAAAAUUUUCUCUCAUUCUGGAAUUGGUCCUCCUGUUCGGAAACUACAUGAAUUCGGGGACAAAAAAUGGACAAAGCGUAGGCUUUGAGAUCAGCUUUCUCCCUAAGUUGAUGAAUACCAAGGAUGCAGAAAACAAGUCAACAUUGAUGCAUUACUUGGUGGAGACAGUGGAGAAUAAAUUCCCUGAUGCCCUGAGUUUUGCUGAUGACUUGAUUCAUGUGGAGAAGGCUGCAAAAGUCUCUACUGAUAUGCUGCAAAAGUCCCUUCGUCAAAUGGAGAGCAACAUAAAGAACCUUGAAAUGGAUCUGAAGAAUUCAACUAAGACUCCCACAUCAAUUGAUGAUCGUUUUGUGGAAGUCAUGAGUUCAUUUGCUGAGAGGUCACGAGAACAAUAUGAAAUUGUGCAAAACAUGUACAAAAAGAUGGACUCCCUAUUUACAGCACUGGCUGACUAUUUUGUGUUUGACAAGACAAAAUACACUUUGGAUGAGUUCUUCUCUGAUAUCAACUCCUUCAAGGAGAAUUUUACGAAGGCAUAUAAGGAUGUGCUGAAGUUGAGAGAGACACAAGAGAAGAUACGGUUGGCCCAGGAGAGGAAGGUGAAGAUGGAGCAAGAGAAGGCUGAACGGGUGGCCAAGAGAAAAGCCCUUGUUGACAUGAAUGCAGAUGAUGACCAGGAAGGUGUCAUGGAUAAUCUUCUUCAAGCUCUCCAGUCAGGAGCUGCCUUUGCACGUGAACAGAAAAGAAAAAGGCAGAGCCGGCCUGGUCCUGGAGAGAGACGUGUUCAAAUGCAUCGGCAGAGAUCUAGAAAUAACAUGCUUGCUAACACCUCUGCUGCAUCCAGUCCCUCAGCUCUAGAACAACUAGUUGAAGAGAUCAAGUUCCAGAGGAGCAAGGAAAUGAGACAGAGCCUCCGUGCUGAUCGUAAGUGCUUCUUCAUCUCUCUGUCAGAAGGAGGAGUCUUGGUCCAGGGUACAACAUAUUGGACAGACCUCUUUGUUCGACAUUUCCUCUUCCGUACAGACCGGAAUCAUGACAGUGACGAUCUCCUUUUCUUUGUACGCAAGAAGCACAUUCGAGGCAUUACAAGAUACAUUCCUCGCUAUGAGACGAGCCUUGAAGUGUUCAGAAAGGACAGUCGGAAGCUCCCAAUUGGAGAUCCAGACAUUGAUUGGGAAGAAACAGUAUAUUUGAAUCUGCUGAUCCAUGAUUUUGAAUAUACUCUCACCAUGGCCACAUGCACACGGACAAGUCCCAAGCAUCUUCAGAUCCUCCGCCGUCACUCCCAGAAGGUGUGGGCCUCUCCGAGUCGCCGUCGAAUGGACACGAAAGGGGACACGGAGGAAGUGACUUAUCCCAAUAUCUUCUUCAUGGUCGACAAUUUCGAUGAGGUGUUCGCGGACAUCGAAGUGAGGGACGGAGAGAUGGUGUGCGUGGAAUUGAUGGCAAGCGAUCGAGAUGGGAGUGGAGUUCGGGGUGUCACCUUCCUUGGGUCCAUUCGAUAUGAGGCCCUCAAGAGGGUCUACGAUGCACGGGCAAGUGUUACGAGUAAGAUGGCACAUCGGAUGACAUUUGGCCUCUUCCCUGGGUCUCGGAGCCAAAGGAUGGAGUUUAUGCGAAUGAAGGGACCUCAGGGGAAAGGACAUGCAGAAAUGGCCAUCGGGAAAGUCAUUGGCUCAGGAGUGGAGACUCCGUCUUCGGAGCCAGGGUUUUCCUUCACAGAUUGUGUCGAAUCUGAAGACGAGGACGAAUACCCUCCUUUCAGACAAAGGAGGCUGAGUGACCCGAGUAGCAACCUGAACACAUACAUCCGACCCCUGCGUCAUCGAGGAUCCCCAUUUUCAUCUUCCUCGACUGGAACUGGGAAGUCUCGCAGUGAAAGCGAAGGUCUGGACGCCUAUGCCAAUGGACUGUGUGAGGUGGAAGCUGGAGAUCCCAGGGAUGAUGUGUCUCCAAAGUCAGUUCAGCAAUUCAAGGUUGCCAGGGAUGGCACCAUUGUGACUUUCCCCCCUCGGUUACCAUCCAAGUCUACAGAGUUGGAUGACACGGCAUUCAAUCCGCUGUGGACAAUGCGAGGUGCAAUGCAGUCGUUUCAUUUUUGGAAGGAAUCUCGAAGGCUUCAGUCCCUGCCAUUGAAUGCUUACCUCACAUACAUUACCCUCCCCUGGUAUGCCAUCAUUCGAGACGUCCUGGAUCAUCGAGAGGAGCCGAUUCUCACUUUCUGAGCUGGAUGGGAAUGACAGAUUCCAGUGGCCAGGGAUGAAGUCAUGCCUCACCUGAAUCUCUUGAUCGUGAUCGAUUUGUGAUUCUUUGAUUCAUUUGUCUUUCUUCGUAUCAACUCACAUUCCUUCACUAAAAACCCUGACUGAAGCUAUUCAUUCCCCAUCGUAGUACAGGAGUUUAAAGUUACUACCUAUGUGGUGUUCUCCCCCUCUUUAUCAAAUUCUGUAUUUGCAUCUGUGUUCCAGUUCUCUACCCCUUCUGCAUCUUCGUGGACUGAAAAAAUAUUUCACUAUUAGGCAUC
Molecule: messenger RNA, 7541 nt
Organism: Darwinula stevensoni
Lineage: Eukaryota; Metazoa; Arthropoda; Ostracoda; Podocopida; Darwinulidae
Source: the annotation of a GenBank genome assembly